Molecule: messenger RNA, 3581 nt
Organism: Coturnix japonica (Japanese quail)
Lineage: Eukaryota; Metazoa; Chordata; Aves; Galliformes; Phasianidae
Gene: LCP2
Product: lymphocyte cytosolic protein 2
Biological process (GO): cell surface receptor protein tyrosine kinase signaling pathway; intracellular signal transduction
Molecular function (GO): protein binding
Source: RefSeq, a predicted model, not a curated record
AGAAGAGACCAUUUUGUAUUAGAGGAAGCAGUGGAUGUGCUAAGAACGUAGUUCUGAAAUUGAAAGGAGUUAGAGAGAUCUGGGUAAAUUAGGCAAGGAGCUACUAGACUUGCUGAAGGAGGUCACAAACAGACAAUAUAUGGCUGCUUCAUUGGAAUGAACGUUCUCUAACUGCCCAGGGGAGAAAAAAAUGGAUUCGAGAAACAUUCCCUAUCGUUCAGAGGUGAUUACAUGGAAUCCAGAUGACUUAGCAGAAUAUUUCAAGACGUUAAGGUAUAAGGACUGUGAGAAAGUUGUGAGAAAGCACAGUAUAAAUGGACAGAGGUUUUUGAACAUGUCUGAAAAUGAUAUCCAGAAAUUUCCCAAACUCCGAGUGCCCAUUCUGAGUAAACUAAGUCAAGAUAUAAACCGAAAUGAAGGAAGGAUCUCUUUCUUCUCAAAAUGGGGCCAAACACAAAAGUGUCCUGAAAACUCAGGAUACGGUCAAGAAGAUGAUGGCUGGUCUUCAUUUGAUGAUCAGGAUGAAGAUGACGACUAUGAAAGCCCUGAUGAUGACCAGGAAAAGGAAGACGAGGCUGACUAUGAAUCACCAACGGAAGAAACUGAGGAAGCAGAACAUGACAGUGAUGGCUAUGAGCCACCUCCAUCCAGUAAUGAUGAAGCACACCACAAUGUCAUAUUUCCUGCCAAGUCACUUGCGAACAGCACAGACUAUAUAGACAGGCCUCCAACAGCCAGAUCAUCACAUCAGCCUCCACUACCACCCCAGCGGCCUGGCCCAAGCCCAUCACCAGCCUCAUUUGGGGGAAGAGGUGCUUCUCUGCCAGCCUUCCCUCCUCUGCCAAGCAACAAUGACAGAAGUGUUAAGCCUUUGAAACCCCCAGCUCCUUCUAUAGACAGAAGCACAAAACCCUCACUGGAUCGCCUUGCUCCACCAUUUGAAAGAGAAAGCCCACUACCAGGGAGGAAGCCAAGCCAUCCUGAGAAGCUUCUAACUCCACAGCUAAGAGCCCUGGGAGAACAACUAGCAAUGAUGCCAAAACCUCCUGUACCACCAAGUGAUAGAUACGAAAGAGGAAAUCCAUCUCCUCUAAGGAAGCAAAUCCCUGCAAAGCAGGGCUGGGCACAACAGAAAAGACCUGAAGAAGAAGACAACCAUAUACCCCAAAGAGCAGUGCCACAGAUAUCUUUGCCCCCACACAGCUCCAAUACAUUCCCAUCAAAAUCUAUCAAGCCCCUGCCUAAGCCAGGAUCCAACAGUAUGCCUGGUGCUGAAAGUGCUAGAAGCCUGUCUGCAAGUGGCUCACUACCACCUCGCUUUCCCCUGGGCAACAACAGCAGAUCUCCUUCAAGAGGCACAGCUGAUUUGAGACCUCCAUUGCCCAUUCCUAGCAGGCAGACUGCUCACCAGACAAACACAGAUGAAGAUGAGGAUUCACUAAAUGACGAAUGGUAUGUCGCUUAUGUUAGCCGGCCAGAAGCAGAGGCAGCUCUUCGAAAAAUAAACAAGGAUGGAACUUUCUUAGUAAGAGACAGCUCAAGAAAAACUACCACUCAUCCAUACGUACUGAUGGUGUUGUACAAGGAUAAAGUGUACAAUAUCCAGAUUCGUUACCAGGAGCAAGAUCAGACAUAUUUGUUAGGAACUGGCUUAAAAGGAAAAGAGGAUUUUUCCUCUGUAGCACAUAUCAUCGAUUACUUCCAAAGAACGCCCCUUCUUCUGAUUGAUGGAAAAGACAGGGGUUCAAGAAACCAGUGCAUGUUAAAAUAUGCUGCAGGAAAUAUUAAAUGAGACCUAAAUGAAGAUGACAUACAGGAUCAAAGUCUACCAAAAUCCAUAAACCUCAGGAUACUUCAUUUUUCAGUGAACUAAAAUCAUGAAGAAGUCAUUAAAAAUACUUUCAAUUUUAACGAAAAAGGACCAUGAUUUCAUUUUUAAUGAAGUACUCAAUAAAUCAGGUUUUCCUACAGUGUAUUUACCUACUAUACACUAAUCAUAGAGUACCAUGAGUAUUCCUCACAUAAAGAAUACUAUCUUCUAACAAACACAUAUUAUCCUAUAAUGAUUUCUGCACAAUAUCAGAGGACCCAUGAAAUAUAUACCAAUGCAGCUCACUACUUUCAUAGGAGAAAAGAAAAAAGCAACCUGUUUUUCAGAUCAGAACUGCAACAGUAGAAAUAUAACCUAAAGUGGCGCACACAAAUGAAUCAAAACAAAGUUGAGCAGCAGACAUUCUUUUUUUCUGUUUCUGCAACCCACUUCCUAACACAUAUAACUACGGAGAUUUCUGAGCAAAUAUCAGCACCCCAACCAAGACCCUAAAGACAUCACCUUUCAGCAACACAAAAAUAUCCCCUGGAUAUUUAACUGCCUGUCAAGGUCUGUCUGUGUGACUCAGCUCUGAAGCUGCCUUUGUGCACAGCUCUCCAGAUGAAUAAAAUAUCUACAGAUACAAUCCUUUGCCUGCCAUACAACUGAUGAGUUACCGAUGGUACAUUUUCACCCACUAAUUGGAAGUAUGUAUUCCCCAAGGCCUUCUAACUUCACUCAGGAACGAGAACAUCUUUGCCCACAAAUGUGAAGCGCCUUCUACGUGAUCCUCUAACCUCACACAGGAACAAGCUUUUCUCUGUUAGCACCAACUCCUCUUCAACUACAUCUCUAAGCCCAAAAUAAGCCGCCACUCUUUUAUAGAAGACACAUCAACAAGACAAUCAUCUUAUGAUUCUUAGUUGGAAGAUCUCACCCAAAUUUCUUAGAAAGCAGGAGGAGAAACUUGAUUCCUCUUAUACAACUACUCGCUGGGUUUCUUUUUUGUGCUUUUUUUUUUUUUUUCCAAGAAAAAAUAAUAAUCACUUUCUCAGUUCUCAAAGAAAAGCUGCAACUUUGGACCACUGAAGAAUACUGUAGGAAAAGUUAUUUCCCCAUCCCUUCGUAAAGUGGAAUUCACCCAAUUAUUUCUGCCCAGGUUUUCUAAGAACUUCAGUCUUCUGCCAAGGUCUUGGUUUAAGAAUUGCCUUGGACUGGGUUACACAUUUUCCCUUUUAAAGUCAAUUGUGCAUUGAACAACAACUCAAAGGAGGAUAUCAUCUUCCAUGCAGUUUACAUAGAUUCUCAGAAGAAAACAACCAGAUUUCAUAUGGAGUUACAAUGUUAAAUAUACAUGCUUUGUAAACGUCGUCUGCAUUUCCAAUAUAUUUGGGAAUUCAAAGUUAGAGAAUUUCAUUUCUGUGCAACUAUGAGUAAAAUAUAUUUAAGUACACAUUAAAAAACAUCUCUUGUCUGGUCUUCUGAAAGAAAAGGCAGCCAAAAAUGCUAAAGUUAUCAUCAGUUCCUCAGUAUUGCCAAUGACUGUAUGAGCUGGAAGUUGUAGUUCUAUUACACUGCCUUAAGAAUUCUGAUAACCCAGAAAUGCCUUCUAUGGAAUCGUUUCAUUUGUUUUAAAUCAUCUCAUUAGAGAACAAGCUUUAAAAACUAAACCAAUGUAACAAAUUGUAGUUCUGAAUACUUUUUUUUCCCCAGCAAAGUCAGUCUGGAUUUGAUUAUUCAAAUAAAUAUGUUGUGUAUGAUUAAAAACAUA